Molecule: messenger RNA, 3791 nt
Organism: Colossoma macropomum (tambaqui)
Lineage: Eukaryota; Metazoa; Chordata; Actinopteri; Characiformes; Serrasalmidae
Gene: ccdc43
Product: coiled-coil domain containing 43
Exons: 5
Coding region: 16-648 (210 amino acids)
Source: RefSeq, a predicted model, not a curated record
CCCCGGAGAGGCAGCAUGGCGGGCCCGGCGGAGUUUGAGUCGUGGCUGUGUUCGCGGCUGGACGCGCUGCAGGUGGACCGGGAGGUUUAUGGAACUUAUAUCCGCAGCCUGCUGGAGGAGGAGGAGAGCGAGGCGGAGCGCCUGGAGGCUCUGAGGGCCACUCUGUCCGCUGUGCUGGAGGAAGACACACUUGAGGACGUCUGUCAGCAGAUAUUAAAACAGUGGACAGACUGCUGCGCUCGAUCCGCAGCGGCCGGCAGCCACCCAGAAGAUGAGGUUCAGGCCAUCGCCAGUCUGAUAGAGAGGCAGGCCCAGAUUGUGGUCAAACAGAAGGAAGUGUCGUCGGAGGACAAGAAGAGGAAAGAAGCGUUACUUGCUCAAUACGCCAAUGUCACAGACGAGGAAGAUGAGGACGAUGAAGCGGAGGAGCCAGGAGCUGUGGCAGUCCCCAGUGACAAAUCCCUCUUCAAGAACACCAACGUGGAGGACGUCCUGAACCGGCGCCGGCAGCAACGUGAGCAGGCGAAGGAGGGCGCACAGAAGAAGAAGGAGCAGGACAAGAUGCAGAGGGAAAAAGACAAGGUGGCAAAACAGGAGCGCAAAGAGAAAGAGAAGAAACGCACACAGAAGGGGGAGCGCAAGAGAUAGACAGGAGACGCAUCAGUGGAAUCCAUUUUUGGACUACAGAGAUUCUUUACUGAGAAAACAAUGUCACCUCUGCAGACUGUGUUCUGGUGUAAGGUGUGGGCACCCAUGUUGAAUUUUUUAAUACAAGUGACGUGUCGCUCUGCUGGGGGCUUGUAACCCAGGGCCUGGUUGACUAAAGCCAUAGCACACAUUCAGUUACUGAUCAUGUCCAUUCACACCCAACAACAGUGAUUCUCAGUUCCAGUCCUAGUGACCCCAUGCAUUGCAUAUUAGUGGUUUUCGUGCUCAAAAACAUCUGCCUUAGUUUGUGAAGAUACUGGGGUUGGACUUGAACACUGAGAAGUUCAUAAGAAAAUGAGAAUUCUACAGAUUUUUCAAAACAUCUGUAUAAUUUAGUUAAGAUUUGAGAAGUCAUUCAGAGAGGUUUGAUGUGAAAUGAUUAAUUGUAGAAAAAACUUACUGACCUAGAUUUUUUUUUACAGUGAUGGUGAUAGGAACCAUGGGUCACCAUGUCUACAACACAAGUAGCCAUUUUAUGACAUCCUAAAUGACCAGUGAACCUGCACACAUCAUCUGAGUUUUAUAAUGCUGCUGCUGCUGCUAAAACAGUGGUAAAUCAGAAAAAAUUAGUUUCUCUUGAGGGCUGUUUUGCCUUAGAAUACCCUGCAAGUACCUUCCCACCAUGGUUGGAUUACUGAGCAAUGUAAAAAUACAUUUAAGGCCAAAAUCUUAUCUUAAAACUGAUGUCUCAAGUAUCAGGAAGUGUAUUCAUAACCAUUUAAUUUCAUUCCUCUGAGGUAUCUUGUAGAGGCAAUAAAAGCUUUUGACAUCUGGUUCCGGUCACCACGACUGUGAACAAUUCUGACCUAGUAAGUUUCUCUAUAAUGUAGCAUUUCGCAUCAAACCACUGAAUGACUUUCUUUACAUCUUGACAAUUAAGUCAUGUAGACAUAUUUGAAAUAUAAAUAAAUUCCUUUUUUGGAGUUAAAAGGGAAGAAAUUUUCAAAUAUUCUGUGUGAGGUAAAGUGUGUAAGACAAGGAAACUGUUUCACAUUGGGCCUCGUUCACCAACUGUCCUUAAGAAGAAAUAUCUUCUUGAAACCUAUUUCCUCAGUUUUCACAAAUAUUCUGAUAUUCAUCAAUGUUUUCUUAUUUGGGAUUUGUUUUUAGGUAAGAACAGAAUCUGUAUACGCUUAAGCAGGAAGGUGCGAACAAUUCUGCGGUUAAGAACACGUUAUGAAUCUGACAAAUAUUUUUUUUUCUUAGCACUUUUCUCAGGAACACAUUUGAGAAAACCUCGGAAGAUAUUGGUGAAUGAGGCCAAUUGUUUUCAAGAAUGGCACCUGUUCGUACAAAUGUUCUUAAGGAAAAAGCUGAGGUUUUUGUAGAAAAACAGUUUUAUCUCAACUUUUCUUUCUAAUGAUCCCUGAUCAUUUGUCGAUUAGUUGAACCAGGUCUGUGAAAACAGGAAAACAACUGUAAAUGUAAGAUGCAUGGGGUCGUAAGGACUAAGACUGAGAACCACUGAAGUGUUACGACUGUGAGUUCAUCGUGAGUCACCGAUCGCUAAUCAGGUGACUAGAAUUUACUGAUCAUUUUAUAAUACUCAGUGCCACUUGCUUUAGUAAAUCUGGCACAUUAUUUCACUAAGCAUGAACCUGUCAGACAGUGUAAACCUUCAUGUUUAUCAUGUAAAGCUUUUUUUUUUUAAAGAUUGAGAGCCCAUACAUGCCAUUAUGUUUAAGCUGCUUCUUGGAGGUAAACCAUUGUGCUUUCCUCUUUGUGUUAUCCGGAUAUGUCAACAAUUUUGAGAUGCACCAGAAAUGGCACACAGCAGUGGUCUUUUUGCUUUCAGCUAAACUGCUUAAAAGCCUUUCCGAACUUGAAACUGCCACAAGCCGCCUUUACAUGUAGCAAUACUCAAAGCGUGCUCACAAACAGCCCAAAGAGGUGAGCUGUCUGCUUACAGAUACAUGGGGACUGGACAUUAAGACUCUAAAUGGCGUAUGGUGUUCUGCGGUCAUGCUUUUUACCCUGUUGCUUUUUCCUGUUGUGUCCAAUAAUGAUGAGUGACACAUUUUUGUGUAUGUAGAAAACCUGUUGACUCAAACCAUAAUUACUAUAGAGGCUAAUGGGCAGCUGCUGAAGAAAGCGAUGGAGCACUGCCCACUGGUUUCUGUUGUGUGUUGAUGCAUGUUUUCUGUUCUGUUUCACUGCAAGAAUUAUCUUGGCAAGCUACAAGAUUGGAAAUCUAGGUAAUAUAUCUACAUCAUUUUGAGACUGCUGUAAGAAUAGUAAAAGAUUAUUCAACUUAUUUCAAAACGUGUUUUAUCUGUUUUCAGACAUUUUGUCUAGAGAAAUUCUUAUUCUGUUGGCAGACAAUUUUAGUUUUUCUGCCAAGAAUAAGAAUUUCAUUAGAUAACUGAAAGAAGUAAAAAAUGUUUAGUAAUUAGUUAAAUAACCCGAAUAUUCUUAUAACAGUCUGGAAAUGAGAAAUAUUCGAUUUUUCCAUACAAUUGAAAUUACAUUUUCCAAGGUACCUUGGAAGGUAUUCCAAGAUACCUUUUUUUUUAAUUCUAAAUAUAGGGAACUGUGUCAGUUGUCCUGGUAAUCAACCUAAUGCUACAGAUGCAGCUGAUCAAGGUUAGUUUAAAAAUGCUAUUGUUUAUUUAAGUGGUAUUAUACUGUUAAACCAGGAAAGAGGAUUGUGUAUUUCCCGACGUUCAUUUGAAGCUGCUACAUGUGCCAAUCCGUACCUCGCAGAAUGCCUUCUUAUGCACCACGUGGGCUGCACUGUAUACACAUGGACCCCUGUGACCCCUUAUUGUCCCUUAAAAUCAACAUGCUAUGAAGGUGAGGGGUAAUAUUCAGACAAGACUGCCCGGUUAUUGGAGCAAAGGCAUUUUGCAAGUCAGUUACACCUGGAAAUUUUUUUUCCCUCCAGACUCCACUUGUUUUUCUGAAAUGUUUUGUAGUGUGAGAUGUGAUUCCUGACUUAUUCCUUUAUUAACGAUUUUGUUUUAAUGAAUCAAUUUUGGGAAUAUUGUGAUUUCUCUUUGCUUACACCCCCCCUUGUGUGCAAUUCUUACAAUGGGUGCAUUUUAAUACCUUUCCAAAUAACUAAAAAUUGCCAUGAAGCAUCA